Molecule: messenger RNA, 1704 nt
Organism: Coccinella septempunctata (seven-spotted ladybird)
Lineage: Eukaryota; Metazoa; Arthropoda; Insecta; Coleoptera; Coccinellidae
Exons: 4
Coding region: 838-1704 (288 amino acids)
Source: RefSeq, a predicted model, not a curated record
UCCACAUGGUGAAGCUAUUUCGAUCGUCACACCGUAUUAAGUCUUUCACUAAUAUCAGUCUUACGGUGAUAUCUGCUAUGAAAAAUUAAUGGUAAGACUUCUAUUAACUAUCUAUCUCUUUUCAGGAAAUCAAACAAGAAUAGGUGAAUAUGUCCCAAAUGUGUAAAUUAUUACACACUAACCAUCCACAUGGUGAAGCUAUUUCGAUCGUCACACCGUAUUAAGUCUUUCACUAAUAUCAGUCUUACGGUGAUAUCUGCUAUGAAAAAUUAAUGGUAAGACUUCUAUUAACUAUCUAUCUCUUUUCAGGAAAUCAAACAUGAAUAGGUGGAUAUGUCCCAAAUGUGUAAAUUAUUACACACUAACCAUCCACAUGGUGAAGCUAUUUCGAUCGUGACACUGUAUUAAGUCUUUCACUAAUAUCAGUCUUACGGUGAUAUCUGCUAUGAAAAAUUAAUGGUAAGACUUCUAUUAACUAUCUAUCUCUUUUCAGGAAAUCAAACAUGAAUAGGUGGAUAUGUCCCAAAUGUGUAAAUUAUUACACACUAACCAUCCACAUGGUGAAGCUAUUUCGAUCGUCACACCGUAUUAAGUCUUUCACUAAUAUCAGUCUUACGGUGAUAUCUGCUAUGAAAAAUUAAUGGUAAGACUUCUAUUAACUAUCUAUCUCUUUUCAGGAAAUCAAACAUGAAUAGGUGGAUAUGUCCCAAAUGUGUAAAUUAUUACACACUAACCAUCCACAUGGUGAAGCUAUUUCGAUCGUCACACCGUAUUAAGUCUUUCACUAAUAUCAGUCCUACGGUGAUAUCUGCUAUGAAAAAUUAAUGGAAAUCAAACAUGAAUAGGUGGAUAUGUCCCAAAUGUGUAAAUUAUUACACACUAACCAUCCACAUGGUGAAGCUAUUUCGAUCGUCACACCGUAUUAAGUCUUUCACUAAUAUCAGUCUUACGGUGAUAUCUGAGAUGAUACAGGAGCAGCGUACGGAGGCAGCUAUUGAGGAGAUUUUCAAUUGUGUCUUGAGCAUCAAGACCAUAUUCAAAUCCUUCCUGUCGCCGUCUGAAAAUAUAAGCAGGAAGAUGCUCCAGAAAUAUAGACAUUUUCUUAUGAGCCAUUUUCCUCUUCUAUUCAAAUUGGGGGAUGAAAGUAGGGCUUUCAACAGCUCUGUACGCUUCAGUCCAAGUGAAGUUGCAGCCAUUAAGGCUGAUAUAUUGGUGGAUUAUUUUUCUAUUCAAGACCGAGAAAGAUUUGUCGGAUGCAUUAUGGAAGACAGACCUGGCCCUCCCUUCUCAGAUGAUCCCUCAUUUAUGAACUUGAUGUCCUCCACACAAAAUCCUUCCCAGCCGUGUACAUCGUCUCAGAUAUUAUUUUCUCAAUCUACGUCACCGGUACAGCCAGUCUCCUCCACUCAGCCGUUGACUUCUUCUCAUCCCUCAUUGACCUUGCCAGCCUCAACUUCAACUGGACAUUCUCACUCUGUUCUACACUAUGGGUCAACAUUAUCGUUGCAGGCUCCUGUAUCAUCUCCUCAGUCGCUGUCUGCUCGGUCUGCCACAUCCUUACCGCCUGUAUCAUCAUCUCGGCCAAUCUCCUAUUCGCAGCAAGUGCUGUACUCUCAGUCAAUGUCAUCUGGCAGAGUAUUGCGAUCUAGAGUUGUCCCACCUACUGAUGUUAGUCGCAAGAAGUGGCAUUCCAGGUUACAAUGA